UACUGUUCAACCGGCGACGUGGAGGAGAGGUUGCAAAAAUGCAACUCAAAGGUUUUCUAGAGAGGGACACAGCUCCCCUACAUAAAGAUGUUGCUGUUGGGCUAACAAAGUUUGAACAAAAACUUUGUACACAUUUCAGUCGGGUGGAAAUUAGGGGUAAAAGGGGGCGAAAAGUGGCAGUUUUGCUGUCACCAGACAUGGUUGAUGCCUUAACACUCCUCAUAAGCAGAAGAAGGGAGUGUGACAUCCCUGAGGAAAACCAAUUCCUGUUUGCUCGACCAAGCUGUUUGAGUUGUUAUAGAGGACAAGACUGUCUGAGGAUCUAUGCACACGAGUGUGGUGCACAAAACCCGGAACUCCUCCGGUCGACCCAACUGCGCAAACAUGUGGCAACUUUGUCGCAGGUGCUUAACCUGAAAAACCACGAGUUGGACCAAGUUGCGGACUUUUUGGGCCACGAUAUUCGUGUGCACAGAGAAUACUAUCGACUUCCAGAGGCUACAACCCAGCUGGCCAAGAUUUCAAAGUUACUCCUCGCUGUGGAGAAAGAUUCUCUUUCAAAUCUCCAGGGCAAAACCCUAGAAGAAAUUGAAAUUGAAGACAAGUUAGACUUUUCUGAUUCGGAACAUAGUGAAGACAGUGAUGCUGAGGAGGCACAUCCACAGACACAAACAGAAACAGAUACAGACCCUGCCUUAGGAGGCCCAUCUAAAGAUCAUUGCAUGAAGGACAAAUAUCACAGCAGGAGGGAAGAGCACGAACAACCUGGAAUGAAGAAAGCUAGGCAGCCUGUUGUGAACCCACCAGGCACCUCAGAUGAUAUUGAGACUUCCUUUGGAGGCUCAUCUCAAGGGAAUCACGAAAAUUCUGCUGAAAAAAAUCUGGACGAUGCUAAAAGGAAGCAGAAACGAGCCUGGUCUUCAACUGAAAUUUCAGCAGUACAGAGGCACUUCCGCGACCACAUAGCUGGGGGUAAACUCGCCACUAAAAUUGAAUGCCAGCAGUGCAAGAAUGCUGAGCAUCCAGCUUUGGCUACUCGCACACUCCAAAACAUUAGGGAUUUUGUCAGGAAUCGAGGCUUAACCCUAAAAAAGAAACCUUCUCAUUAGGUGUUUUUGUUUUUUUACUUUUUGUUUAUAUGCAAGCGGAAUAUUCUUCUGCUGUUGAAGUUUGUUGAUGGAUAUGCUUUUAGCAAUGUUUAGUUUAACUGUUAUGUUUUAGGAACAGUUAAAUUAUUUAAGAUCCCCUCUUUACACUUGCAUUAAGAGCGUUUGUUUUUUCGUUACACACAGUACACAGGAUGUUUCUUGAUACACAAAAUGGUCUUGUGAUGUAAAAUAUUAAGGGCAACUACUGUAAUGUUGUUAAAAUUAAACUUUGCUCGUUGUUCACAGACCGUGCAUACUGUUAUAUGUCCACC
Danio aesculapii is the source of this 1420-nucleotide messenger RNA. RefSeq lists its product as uncharacterized. The coding region runs from base 39 to 1109 and encodes 356 amino acids. NCBI's taxonomy places the organism in Eukaryota, Metazoa, Chordata, Actinopteri, Cypriniformes, Danionidae. The transcript is spliced from 7 exons. The record is from RefSeq and is a predicted model, not a curated record. Gene Ontology annotation, biological process: DNA integration; DNA recombination. Gene Ontology annotation, molecular function: DNA binding.